AUGGCGGUGUCGUGGCGCACGCAGGUGUUCCUGCUGUUUGUGUUAUCGGUGACAGGAAUACAAGGAGCAAGAAUAUUAGCGUAUUUCCCGACUCCGUCCAUUAGUCAUCAAGUUACCUUCCGUCCUUUAACUCAGGAGUUAGCUAGGCGCGGUCAUGAAGUCUACGUUGUCACAGCUGAUCCAGUCUUCCCGAAAGGACAAGCUCCUGCAAAUCUAACGGAGAUAGAUGUACGAGAAGGUUCAUAUAAAAGAUGGCAACAAGUUUUAGCACAUCACAGUGGCAAUAAAGAUGAUAUACUGCUUCAAGUGAAAAAGAUAUUCGAAAGUUUUGCAGCAGUCCUCGACUAUCAAAUGGAGACACCACAAGUGAAAUCUAUCAUAAGGAACAAACCAAGAAAUUAUUAUGAUUUACUUAUACUAGAAGCUUGCAACCGUCCACUCAUGGGAAUGGCUCAUAUAUUUGAUGCACCGGUGAUUAUAGUGAGUUCUUUUGGUGCUGUUUCUUUGCAAUACAGUAUGUUCGGUGCGCCUACACAUCCAUUAUUAUAUCCUACACCUGGUAGUCAAAGAUUAUAUAAUCUAACAUUUUGGGAGAAAGGAUUUGAACUUUUUAAGAAUGUCGCAUUAAGUUUCCUUAUUUCAUCGACUGAGGAUUUUGACAAUCAAAUAAUGAGGAAACAUUUCGGCAAUGAUGUUCCAACAUACGAAGAACUAAGUAGUGCAAUUCGAAUGAUGUUCCUGAACGAACACCCAAUUUGGGCGGACAAUCAUCCCGUACCGCCAAGUAUCCAGUACAUUGGUGGUAUACAUCAAGCCGAAGCUAAAGAAUUACCUACGGAACUCAAGAACUAUUUAGAUUCAUCAAAAAAUGGUGUCAUAUAUGUAAGUUUUGGCACAAAUGUCUUACCUUCUAUACUACAACCAGAAAAGAUCCAGGUUAUGGUAAAAGUAUUUUCUGACCUACCGUACAACGUCCUUUGGAAAUGGGAUAAGGAUACAUUACCGGGACAGUCAAAGAACAUUAAAAUAGCAAAAUGGUUCCCACAAACUGAUGUACUACGACAUCCCAAUGUAAAACUAUUCGUAACACAAGGAGGUAUACAAUCAACCGACGAGGCUAUUGACGCUACAGUACCAUUAAUUGGUAUUCCAAUGUUGGGAGACCAAUGGUAUAAUGUUGAAAAAUACGUUUACCACGGAAUCGGAAAACAGCUAGACUUAUUAACUCUAACGGAAAAUGAAUUCAAAGAAGCAGUGACAACCGUGAUUGAAGACAAAAGCUUCAAGAAUAACAUCGUCCGACUAAGAAAUAUAAUGAGGUCGAAUCCUAUCAAACCUCUUGAUAAAGCUGUUUGGUGGGUAGAACACGUCUUGCAGUACGACGGACAUCACCUUCAAUCCCCUGCUGCUCGCCUGACAUGGUUUGAAUACUAUGAAAUUAAAUUAGUUUUAGUAUCGGUAGCCAUUGUAGCAUCAAUUUUAGCCAUCUUAGGUUAUAUCACUAAAUUAAUCAUCAAACUUAUUUAUAAUUUAUUAAAAUCAAGUAUAAAAAUUAAAGUUCAAUAG
Messenger RNA from Melitaea cinxia (Glanville fritillary), 1566 nucleotides. Its product is annotated as UDP-glucosyltransferase 2-like. The transcript is spliced from 4 exons. Gene Ontology annotation, molecular function: UDP-glycosyltransferase activity. The record is from RefSeq and is a predicted model, not a curated record. NCBI's taxonomy places the organism in Eukaryota, Metazoa, Arthropoda, Insecta, Lepidoptera, Nymphalidae. Bases 1 to 1566 code for a protein of 521 amino acids.